Molecule: messenger RNA, 3287 nt
Organism: Salvelinus fontinalis (brook trout)
Lineage: Eukaryota; Metazoa; Chordata; Actinopteri; Salmoniformes; Salmonidae
Gene: fosl2
Product: FOS like 2, AP-1 transcription factor subunit
Exons: 4
Coding region: 606-1634 (342 amino acids)
Biological process (GO): regulation of transcription by RNA polymerase II
Cellular component (GO): nucleus
Molecular function (GO): RNA polymerase II cis-regulatory region sequence-specific DNA binding; DNA-binding transcription factor activity, RNA polymerase II-specific
Source: RefSeq, a predicted model, not a curated record
CAGUUCUCCGUAGUGCCAUUGAAGUGAGUCAUCCUAGUGUGGUGAAGGAAUAGAAAAAGAAAGAUAGAACUGUUCCAGGGUAACAGUGGAGGCCUAAAGUGUGUCGCGGGGAAGAGAUUCUGUAGAGUAGGCUGGGGUGGAAAGCAAUUUUAAAGCCUCUGUGUGUGACUCACUCGCAACGCAAGUCUAUUCACCGUCAACUCUGGAUUGACUGCGAAAGUAGGUGACUUUUGUUCUUGAAGUUGGCUCUUGUAGCACACCUGAAUAGGCUACAGCAGUGACAAGGGAAAGAACAGUAGCCGAAGUUAUCCUCAAGCAGGAUAUAAUUAUUUGGAGUGGACAAAAAAAUAUAAAUAUUUUCAGUUUUAUUUCUAGUUAAUUACCUUAAAAUAUUUAAUUUCGAAGAGCCUGGAUUUAUUGUACCAAUAACCUAUUUGAAAACACUUUUUUUCUGGAUUUCCACGUGUUUUAACGACUAUUGCUUUCAAGUUGGUCACUUUCCAAUCUGGUCCACUUUCAGCUCCCAAAAGGGAUUCCACAGUCAGAGGAUUUUUUGAGAGUUAGGAGCUCAUAUCAACUACUGAAAUCUUCCUCUUUCCUGGAUCAUGUACCAGGACUACUCCGUGAACUACGACACCUCGUCCUGCGGCAGCAGCACUUCGCCGGUCCAGCCAGAGUCGUUCACAAGCGGCAGCAGCACGAUCGGCAGUCCGAUCUCUACCUCAAGCUACCAGAAAUACCGGGUCGACAUGCCUGGCUCUAGCAGUGCCUUCAUCCCUACGAUAAACGCCAUCACGACCAGCCAGGACCUGCAGUGGAUGGUGCAGCCCACAGUGAUCACCUCUAUGUCCAACCCGUAUUCACGCUCCCACCCUUAUGGCCACCACCUCUCCAACGGCCCCGGGCUCCUGGGACACACCACCCUGGCCCGUCCGGGUGUCAUCCGCUCCAUUGGGGACACCCGCGGACGCCGCAGGAGAGAUGAGCAGCUUACCCCUGAAGAAGAGGAGAAGAGGAGGGUGAGACGCGAGAGGAACAAGUUGGCUGCCGCCAAGUGCCGCAACCGCAGACGGGAACUCACUGAGACGCUCCAAGGAGAGACUGAGGAGCUGGAGGACGAGAAGGCUGAUCUACAGAAAGAGAUCGAGACACUGCAGAAGGAGAAGGACAAGUUGGAGUUUAUGCUGGUGGCCCACAACCCCAUGUGCAAACUGCCCCCCGACGAUCGCCACCAGGGGGGCCACCACCACCAGCAGCAGUGCGCUCCUCUCCCGCUGACCAUGCGCAACAAUCUGUGUCCCCGAGGCCUCAUCAACCCCGUUGUGGUGAAGCAAGAACCACAAGAGGACGACGAGGACGGCAAGUCCCAGCGCUCCGUCAUCAAGCCCAUCUGUCUUGGCGGAGGUGGUGGGAUUUACUGCGAUAGCGACAGCCUCAACACUCCGGUGGUGGCCGCCUCCACCCCGGCCUCCACACCCAGCGCCCCUAGCCUCAUCUUCACCUACCCCAGCAUGCUGGAGUCCGAGAGCCCCUCGCCGUCCUCAGAGUCCUGCUCCAAAGCCCACCGGCGCAGCAGCAGCAGCGGGGAUCAGUCUUCAGACUCCCUCAACUCACCUACCCUCCUGGCCCUCUGAGCAGGGGCAGUAAGGUGAUGUUGUGCGGAGGGCGAGCAGCGCCCCUUACCGACUUGGAAGACAAAGAGCACACUCAAGCCUGGACCAAGCCAACCGGUAACUGUUUCCUUGACAUCAGGAACCCUCAAGGGCUAAGCCGCUUGUUUUUCUUGUACGCUUCAGUGUGAUUUUUUAUACCCAAAGUGUGUGCACCUGUACCAGCCAGUGUCAUCCCUUCUCCAUUUCAACUCCAGCACAAUUUGUUUUUUGAACAAUGAACAUAUGACAUGGAGGUUAGAAAUGACAGCAGAGGCAGUCAUAAGAGGAGAAAACUGGUGAAAGCAAGACAUAUUUUUCGAUCAACAUUGAGUAAAGCCAUCGGGCAAAAGUUGCACUCUGCUAUGAUCAAUCUACCAAUGAAUGACUAAAUGAGAGACAAUGGGAGGGAUAUAGAAACAAUGGAGAGAUUUUAAAAGCAGACUCGUCUUUUUUUUUUUAUGUGGAUGCGCCGAUACGCUAAUAAACAUAUGACUUUAUUUUCAUCUCUAAUUGUAUUUAUGACCUGUGCUGUGUGACCUUGCGUUCUGGUGUUGUUGUCUCCUGAUGGUUAACUGGGUGAGCCUCAAAGCCUCAGUGUCUCAAACAAAAAUAGCCAAUUUUUAUCCAUUGCCUAGACCCUCAACACUCUACUCCGAAUAUCGGUCAAAGUAUCGAUGGCCAUCGUAUUGUGUGCUUUUCUCAGUAAUGUACCUGAACUUUACUAUGUGUUUUAAUACAUGUUUGUGUGAUUUACAUUGAUGUCAGGGAUUUCUCUUCGGUGUGGUUGUUGAUAACUAUUUUAAGGAGCAGCAUGGGAAGCGUCGGGGCUCAAAUGCUUGAGUGUUAUAUGAGGAGAAAUUCAAACCGUGGACCCUUCUACUUCUGAAAUGAUGUCAUUCACCAAGACAGUUCGACCAAUGAGGGUAUUAUGACCAACUCCUUAUACCCCCAAUACUUAUGGAGGUGAGGUUCAAGCAGACACUCUAGAGCUUCAUUGAAAGUCAUUUUUUUUUGGGGGGGGGGGGGGGGGGGUGAUUGAAUUGCAAUAUUUAAGACCUGUUUACUUCAAACAUUCCUUACACAGUCAGUGAGUGUCAUGGCCUUGCUGUGAUCACGGGACAGAAGACUUGCUGAACAAUUUUUGUUGUGCUGGGUGCAGCAAAUAAGACUGUGCAAAAAAAUCAUUGCUGCUGCUGUUGUUGUGGACUGACCAGCCUUGAAGGAGAACACAUCACUUAUUUAUCUUUGUGUGGAUGGUCGUGAGGUAAACUUCACUGGAUAGUUAUGGUAUCACAUGAUAGCAUUUGAACAACAACACCCAUCAUGCAUUGCGGCAAAUUGCAGACCGGAAAAAAAGAUACCAAAAACCAUUGUGGGAGAGAGUGUGUUCUUAGUCUGUUCGAGUUUUUUGAACCCCUUAGAAACACGUAGGAAAGCCAUUGACUCUAGAUCUUCUACUGUACGUGUCAUCUACUGUACGUCUUCUGUUUCUGACAUCUAUUUCCUCUUUUCUCAAAUGCUUUAACCGUUUAAAAUGAUUGAAAACAAACAAAAACAGCAAUAUGUAUAGCAGUGUUUGUUCAUUUCGUAAUUUAAAUCAAUAAUUCUAAUAAAAAAAGCAUUUUCAACAAAGAA